AUGUUCUUCGGCAGCGGUGGCUUCCCAUUCGGUGGAGGUUUUGAUCAAGAGGAUUUCAUGGGUGCUCAUGGACGUGGUGGUGCCAAAGAAAAGAAGGAAAUAGAUAACAAUAAAUACUAUAACUUACUGAACUGCAAAAAAGACGCUACUCAAGAUGAAGUAAAGAAAAAUUUCAGGAAAAUUGCUCUUAAGGAGCAUCCAGAUAAGGGAGGUGAUCCAGAGAAAUUCAAGGAUAUCGCUGUAGCAUAUGAAGUGCUUUCAGAUCCAAAAAAGAGAGAUUUGUAUGACAAGUACGGCGAAGAAGGCUUACGUGAUGGCCCAUAGGCUUCAGGUUUUGGAGAUAUCUUUGACUUAUUCGGCAUGGGAGGAGGUGCUAGAAGAGAAUAGAAAAGAUAAGUUGAGCCCAUUGGCUAAGUAGUCGAGGUUACUCUUGAAGAUAUUUAUAAUGGAAAGGAAUUAGAGAUUAAAGUUGAAAGAAGCAGGACUUGCGCUAAGUGCAAUGGAGUAGGUGGUUCAGACGCUACAGCUGUUAAAACUUGUUCUGGUUGCAAAGGUAGAGGAGCAAGGACAGUGAUGAUGCAACUCGGACCUGGAAUGUACUCACAACGAACAGGACCAUGCGAUGAAUGUGAAGGCAAGGGAAGUACAAUGGACCCAACUAAGAUCUGCAAAACUUGCAGUGGUAAGAAAAUUAAAAAGGAACAGAAAGUACUGAAGGUCGAAAUUGAUAAGGGAUCACCAAAUGGAGAGAAAUACGUAAUUCAUGGCGAAGGUCACGAAGUUCCAGACAUCGAGGCAGGUGACGUUAUUGUUCAAAUAAAGGAAAAGAAGCACAAGACUUUCCAGAGAAAGGGAGCAGACUUGUUUAUGGAGAAAGAAAUUACUUUGAUUGAGUCACUGACUGGAUUAGACUUUAUCCUAGUCCAUCUUGAUGGCAGAAAGAUCCGCAUUCAUAAUAAACCAGGUGAAGUCAUUAAGCCAGACUCACUCUUCACUGUUGAAAAUGCAGGUAUGCCUUUCCACAAGAAGGUCUAUCAAUUCGGUAACUUGAUCAUUCAGUUCAAGAUCAAGUUCCCCAGCACCGUUGAUGCCAAGACUAUGUAACUACUUUCUGAAGCUCUCGGUACUGAAUCAGGAGCAGUCAAAGGAGGUAAGAAAACUGGCAAAAAGGAAGAGACUAAGGAUGAAAGUGUAGCUGAGACUUGCGUGUUAUAACAAUUUGUCGAAGGUCAUAGAAAUACACAUCAUCAAGGUGGCACACAAGGUAAUGACUCAGAAGAAGAGGAAGAAGAUGGACACGGCCACGGUGGUCAAAGAGUUGGAUGCCAAGCUCAAUGA
Messenger RNA from Stylonychia lemnae, 1338 nucleotides. Lineage: Eukaryota; Ciliophora; Spirotrichea; Sporadotrichida; Oxytrichidae. The record is from the annotation of a GenBank genome assembly.